AGCCAUUAAGCGACGUGCCGUGACCAAACUGAAACGAGAUUUUACUGCCCGUUAGGCUCAUUUUAGCCAAACGCUAUCCCCCAAUGACCAAAACCGAAUAAGUAAUUCAUUAUCUGCUCUGGUCGCGCAUUCCUGAAGGAAUCAUUUUAUAGCUUUUAAUAAUCGUUUGCUCUGAACAUUUACUUGCAGGUCCUUGAGAAAUGGUGCCACUCUACACCAGUUUAAUUUCUACUUGGAUGACAGUUGUUACAAUAACGGCCAUCUCUGCCCUAUACGCACGACAGUUGCAUCAAGAGACUUGUCAUUCUAACCAUGAAGGCGACAGAAGUGGAUGAUUCUUUGUACGAGAGUGUGUUGUUUCUGUGACCUGGAUUAAAAAUGGUCUCGUGGCUGUGAACAUCUGUGUGACAACUAAUACAGCGGUUGCAAUGUCCGACGCCAUGGCUGCGGUCACCGGCGUCGGCAGGACGUUUGUGUCGAACAUUCUGUCGAAUUUCUGUUUUGUGGUUCUACUUGCCUUUGUCGUGGCUGUGCGUCAGAUUGCCGGGGAAUGCUGCAAUGGGACGCUGGGAUAUGCCACGAGUAACCCGUAUGCCACGAUGGUGUGCUCCGACAUGAAAUGCUGCAACGCCGGGGAAACGGUUGCUGCAAUAUCAAUCGACUUCGCUCUGGGAUUCGUCUUUAAAUGCAUGCCCAAAAGCGAUAUACGACAAGUUUGUUUUAAUGUUGGAGAAGAGGUGAGGACAACUAAUAACGACCCAGAUCUUAUACCACGUGCCUGUUGUGACGGUGCUAAAAUCGAUAUUCUCCUUAACCAAUGGCAUGCCGCCAUGAUUGUGAAAUGUGUGGCUAGGUAACACGAGAUCUCGCGAGACUGGACGUGACUUCUCGAAACUGACGUCGUCUCCAUUGUGAUAUGUGUGUGUUUGAAUAAUUAUGGUGAACAUGCAUUAUGCAAGGAUAUCUGAACAAGAAGAAAAAAAAAAAGUUAUUCAUGAAACCUAUUUCUCUAGAAACAAAAGCUAUAGGAUAUAUUGAAAGAAAGAAAAAUCGGCAGCAUACAUUUUAGGUUGCGGAUUAUUAGAAUGUUGAAACGUUCACAUUUCAAACACAAAUAUUAAUUUAGUGACAUUGAUACACACAAGUGAGAUAAAACUUUUAAAGAAAACGACAAAGUUAUUUGUAAAAUGUUAAACAUUUUACAGUGGUAUCCUGGUUUCAGCGAAUAUACAAGGAUAUUUGUUUUUAAAAUCUUUCAGAUUGGUACCAUUACCAUUCUUCACCGUGUCGUAUAGCUCAGGGCUAAUGAUUCUAAAUUUGUGAAACGUUCUAUUUGUUUUGGCCUCCAAUUUAAAACAAAAAUAUUAACGUGUAUUUUUAAUAUUUAACAAUUUAGAAUGGAUCAUAUAGUUUUGUUUUCUUAUCCCGUGAUGUUCUAAUAUUUAAUCCGAGUCACCCAUUAAAUGCAACAAGUGCAAACACUUAAUAUUGCGUACAUUGUUAAUAUUUAAGCAUUUAGAUACAGAUAAAUCAGUUUUGUUUUCUUACCCCGUGAUGUCCUAAAAUCCGAUCUGUACCAUCCAUUAAAUGCUGUGACAAGUGCAAAUGUCAUUUUCGCCAUAUCAACUCUCACGGUACACGGUAUUUGCAGAGCCGGUUUAAGGAUCCGCGGGGCCUGUAGCACAAAUAACUGCGGGACCCCUUUCCCAGGAUAUAUAUUUUGCAACCCCAUCGGGGAGAGGGGGAAAAUAACCCGGAGAAACAAAUGUACACGUCACCGCGGCGCUCCCUGAAGCGUGGGGUUCGUAGCACGUGCUACAUGUGCUACUAGGAUAAACCGGCUCUGGGUAUUUGGAUGCGGGUAAUCAGAGUAUCCCCAUAUCGUGAAGAAUGACCAUGAAUCGCCAUCACACAGAAGUCACAGUCGGAGAAUGCGAUGACACUUUUAUAUUACUCGACUGGCGUAUUAACAUUUGCGCCAGUCCAAUUGCACACAAUCUUACUGUCAAUCCACUUCAGAAUUCUCCUUCGGUAUAUUCAACCAACUCUAAUAUACGUUCAGGGCAUACCGAGCCCCAAAAGCAGUAAUUAAAAGUCAGGCCGAAGUAAUAUAGGGGUUUUGCCGUCUGGAUAAAUAGGAUAUGAACUAAGACUUUACGGCCAUCUCAACACAUAAUACAUACGUGUGACGUCGUUAAAGAUGUUAGUCUAGAUUCAACGUUUUAUAAGAACGGGGCCCAGAUCUACUACAGACGAUCUUCAAGACGGAGUGGACAUUAAAGAUUGAGUCUCUCGCCAGUUGAUCUAGUAAAAUGCCCAAACACAAUAUUGCCUGAAAAUAAUUACAUCUAAUUAUACUGUUUUUCCAGAGAAGUCUUUUAAGGCAACAUAGUCGUCACACUCCACUAGAUAUCAAUAUUUUGAUAUAAUAUUGAAUUAUAGCUACGUAGACAUAAAACGGGAAAAAAGUAAUUGCGUUCAUUUUAGCUAAUGUUUGCUGUAUAAAAUAUUUGUAAAAUAAUAUAUGGUGGCGAGCGUUAGCUGACGAAGAACGUACACACAGUGUAUAUUUCAAGUCACGUGAUCCGCCGUGACGACUUUCAGGCUCUAGGAGGCCAACUGUUGUGAUACUCUGCCUUUAAGAUAUUGUUUCAAUCGGACUGCAUUUGCUUCUAAGCGCUGUGUGCCGUACAGGUUAUUUUAUAUAUUAGUGUUGUGUUUGUUAAACAAAAUCUGUAACUGUGAGUGUGGAUAUUAUAACUGGGGUGAUCAUCGAUAGCACUUUGUAACGUGACGAUCUUAACACCGCACCGUCCAUUGUUAAGCCUGGCUACCAUAAAGUCUGUGAUACGUCAGCUACCGACGCAGACUAUACGCAGAUCAAAGACAUGUUUUAUAGGGGAACACAGUCGCAUACCCCCUCCCCCCCCCCCAAUCACCUUUUGUAACCCGACUCUCAGACAGUGUUGGUUUACCCCCUCCCCCUCAGUGUGGCUGCCCCCAAUAUCAAAUCAUGGGACCGCCAGUGGAUCGACGAGGAAUUUAGGAAGUUGAAACUUGUUCAACAUUGCAGAUCUUUCGCACGAAAAACCCCGAAGCCCCAUUUGCAAAACGAAACUGCGCUGUACUUUCUUGUAGUGACGUAUAGGGGCGUCGGGUUCUUCAUGUAUCUUUGGUUCUGGUUGCUAACAGGUACGUUUAAUGUCAUGACUGGACUCGAGAAUAAUCAAACUAAAGCUCUGCGACAUCAGAUAUAGGAAAUUUUUAUUUUAUUUUAGACACAGUAGCUUGCGACCAUUUGUUUGUCGGCGAUUGCCAAAGCAUUACAUAGAGUUUCCUCUAGCCUUCCCCUACAUAUCAAUAUCAAUAAGGGGAGGGCUGGAGAUGACUCGAGCUAUCGCAGAGGUUCUGCGUCAGUCUUUGUUUGUUACAGAGUUUACGGAAACCAGGCUUUGUGUAUAACAACUGUUUUUAAUAUCAUGUACAUAAACUGAAUGGAAUCAUAUUUGUUGUAUACUGUGUGUCACACAUAUUUCUGGCGCCUUCUGUCGUCUAUUCGUCCGUCCGUUUGUCAACUGCAAGAUAUAUAUUGCUAGCAGUUUCUCCAUUUCAUUGUGUCACAAUUAAAAAUAUGGAAACAUUGUCGGAGCCGCGUUCUCGCUAUGCGAUUUGUCGUGAGAAAUAGGACAUGUUAUAAUUUGUACGACUCCGACACGACUUGUCGUAUAAUGUUACGAUUUACGUGUUCUCGUAGUACGAUUCUAUCGCACGUGUCGAGGCAACUGAUAACAAUGAGAACGCUUCUUAAAUAAAGAUUCACUAAAUAUGUCACUGUAUAUAUGAAAUAAGUUUUGUAAUACACGUAUGUGGAAUUUAAAAAAAAAAAAAAAAUCAUUAUUGUAUUGUGUUUUAUGGGUGGGAGCAUAAAACAUUGACUAUCGCCCCCUCCCCAAUAUCAUAUUUUGAACAGCCCUUAGCCAUAACUGGAUUCAAGUAAAGUGUCUUUUUGCAUUCUUUGACAUUCCAUAACACGUAUGAUUGUGCUACACGGCUGGUAUGUUAUAUAGUUGUUUAGUGGCAUUGAGUUUUACAGCUCAUCUGUAUUAAAUUACAUUGUAUGUGUUGUCCUGUCAGCGUCAGUAAAAUGCUUUUUGCUGCUAACGUAACAGUCCAGUUGUGUGGUGACAAAGGAUUUAUGCAUUCCGUUUUCUAUUUUUCUGAUGUAUUCGACAGGACUUCGUGAUGAUAUUGUUUUGGCUCCGUAUACUAAAAAGUUAAAGUUUGUUUUGUUUAAAGACACCACUAGAACGCAUUGAUUUAUUAAUUAUCGCGUUUUGAAUUCCAAACAUUUGAUAAUUUUGACUCAUAGUCUUAAGAUAGGAAACCCGCUUAAUUUUUCCAUUAGUAGUGGGGUGGGUGGGAGUUGCCAAAUCGGGAAGAAAUGAGAUGGAAUUCAAGGGAGUAAACGAAAAGGGGCCAGAGGGAUAAAACAUAAAAACAAAAAUAGCAAGGUAUCUUUUAUAUGCACCACCCCACAGACGGGAUACCGGCCUUUAAUAUACCAAUCGUGGUGCACUGGCUAGAACGAGAAAUAGCCCAAUAUACCCACUAACGGGGAUCGAUCCCAGACCAACCGCGCACCAAGCGGACGUCUUACCACUGGGCUACGUCCCGCCCAAAGUAUGGUCAAUAUUAGAUACUCACCCUACGCAAAUGGCCCUUGGGGCGAGAUCUGAGUCUUACCACUGGGCUGCGUCCCAUCCCUAGUAUGGUCAAUAUUAGAUACUCACCCUACGCAAAUGACCCUUGGGGCGAGAUCUGAGUCUUACCACUGGGCUGCGUCCCGUCCCUAGUAUGGUCAAUAUUAGAUACUCGCCCUACGCAAAUGACCCUUGGGGCGAGAUCUGAGUCUUACCACUGGACUGCGUCCCGCCCCUAGUAUGGUCAAUAUUAGAUACUCGCCCUACGCAAAUGAGCCUUGGGGCGAGAUCUGAGUCUUACCACUGGACUGCGUCCCGCCCCUAGUAUGGUCAGUAUUAGAUACUCGCCCUACGCAAAUGAGCCUUGGGGCGAGAUCUGAGUCUUACCACUGGGCUACGUCCCGCCCCUAGUAUGGUCAAUAUUAGAUACUCGCCCUACACAAAUGAGCCUUGGGGCGAGAUCUGAGUCUUACCACUGGGCUGCGUCCCGCCCCUAGUAUGGUCAAUAUUAGAUACCCUACGCAAAUGACCCUUGGGGCGAGAUCUCAGUCGGUAGAGCGCUCGCCUCACUACUGAUGUAUAAAAGGUCGUGGUAUGUGCUGACAUGUCGGUGGGAGAGUACAUAUAAAAUAAAAUAAAACAUUAUUCUGUUCCAUAGUCAGCAGACUGCAUAGUUUAUAUGUCGGGAGGUAUAUUUAUUUCACAAACGUUGAGAAAAGAUUUUGUUGAAGAAAAAAGGAGAACUUUUUUAAAUUGUAUCAUCCGUCAAUAAAAUGUAAUAUAAAAAUAUGUAUGUUAAAAUAUAAUAUAUUUAUUGAGUACAUAGUCAAAAUAGUGGUACCACGAUGUCCCGAAGCGGAAUUCGUAAGUACAUGAUUCUACAAACGUUUUUUUUUUUCUUUUUUUUCUUUUAACAAUCUAAUUUCUGUAUUUCUGUUUAAUUUAAUUGUUUUAUUAAUCCAAAAUAACUUCAGUAUAAAACUAUCUCAUUAAAUAAAAUAAAAGACAAGUGAGAUUCAGAUUUGUAUAAAUGUCAUGUCUAAAAGCUAUUUCAGAAAAAUAAUGUUUAAUAUUAAAUCUUUGGUUUCUAUGAUACAUUAGUUCGGCCAUCAGUGUGAAAGCUAACAUGUGCUAAGUUAGUAUUCCAUUACUAGUUCCAAACUAAAUGGAAUGCGCCGAUUACUGGAGUGGGGUGGGGUGGGGUGGAUGUGGGGGUUGGGGAUAGGAUGUCUGUGUGUGGGUUGAGUGGGGUUGUAAGACAUAUGCACUGUCUUAUGCAAGCGUGUGACUUUUAUAUAUGCUGUGUCCGGUUUACACACAAACAUGUCUGGCUGUCUUCCGUUUAUUAUGUGUAGGAGUUUAGGUCAAUUAGUGAUGAAUAAAUAUUUCCGUCUUGUAUGACCCUCAAAGCAGCUAGUCCCUAGUUGUUAAAUUUUAGUGUUAGGUGCUAUGCCAGUCCUUACGUUACUAAUGAUAUUGUAAAAAUAAUUUCAUUAAAAUAACCAAAAAAGAGACGGGGUAUGGGUGGAAGACUGCGGGAGAAGGAGUGCAGUGGAUAGAGAUUAAGAUAGAAAAAGAGAAAGGGAAAGAGGGAGAGCGCGAGAAUGAGUGGGAGAGAGACAGCGAGAGAGAGAGAGAGAGA
Molecule: messenger RNA, 6342 nt
Organism: Gigantopelta aegis
Lineage: Eukaryota; Metazoa; Mollusca; Gastropoda; Neomphalida; Peltospiridae
Exons: 3
Coding region: 429-857 (142 amino acids)
Source: RefSeq, a predicted model, not a curated record